AUGUCUUAUUCGAGUUAUAGCUCAGGAACUGCAACCUGGCAGGAGAGACUUGAAGAAAAGUGCCGUGAGGCCCAGAUUCAUCCUCCAGUCUUCCAAAUCGUGUCUGAUAGACGUGGGGGGCGGACAGCAUGGUCCAGCACGGUCACCAUCCAAGGACAAAAUAUCUCGGCACGGUUCUGGUACGAUGGACAAUAUGUGAAUAAUGCUAAAGAGGAUGCGGCGGAGGUUGCCCUGAAGCAUUUGAAUGGAUCGACUCCUAGCUCCCCUUCACAAAGUCGAACAGCAUGGUAG
This is a messenger RNA of Venustampulla echinocandica, 291 nucleotides long. RefSeq lists its product as uncharacterized. The coding region runs from base 1 to 291 and encodes 96 amino acids. The transcript is spliced from 3 exons. The record is from RefSeq and is a predicted model, not a curated record. NCBI's taxonomy places the organism in Eukaryota, Fungi, Ascomycota, Leotiomycetes, Helotiales, Pleuroascaceae.